Molecule: messenger RNA, 2336 nt
Organism: Phanerochaete carnosa HHB-10118-sp
Lineage: Eukaryota; Fungi; Basidiomycota; Agaricomycetes; Polyporales; Phanerochaetaceae
Exons: 10
Coding region: 72-2258 (728 amino acids)
Biological process (GO): DNA-templated transcription
Molecular function (GO): zinc ion binding; DNA binding
Source: RefSeq, a predicted model, not a curated record
CUGUCCCUGCUCUGGAAGACAUUGUAUCCAGCGAUGAUGAGUUGAACUCUCAUCUGGAUCUGAAGCGGAGUAUGGCAGCUCUAUCGCUCAACAGCGAGUUUCCAAGGUACCUUGGCAAAUCCAGCCGGAUGCGAUUCUUCAAGCAGGCGUACGAUACAAAGAACGCAUAUACCGGAGGAAACAGCACAACGCUGGUCAAUCAAAGGCUCCGGCAGUCGGUAACUAAAGCCAAAUACAUCAGAAGCCAGCCAUGGAUUGCGCCCUCCCUCGAACUCCCACCCGCGCGCUCUUAUGAGUUCCCUCCCGAUGAUCUCAUGGACUCACUUAUUGACCAUUAUUUCGCCGACCUCAAUGUCUACCUCCCGCUUCUGCACCGACCAACGUUCCAGAGCUGCGUUGAGAGCGCGCUGCAUUACGAAGACGAAGGCUUCGCCUCUUUGCUGCUCCUCGUGUGCGCCAUGGGCUCCCGGUUCUCAUACGACAAACGAGUGCUCUCCGAUGGCACCGACAACUGGCAUUCUGCUGGCUGGAGGUGGUUCAUGCAGGUUGUGCAACACCGCAAGGGUAUUAAUUUACGGCUGCCGAGACUGUACGACAUUCAAAUACCCUGUCUCAUAUAUUGUUACCUCCACGGCUCGUGUAUGACCCAUGCGUCGUGGGCUCAGAUAGGCCACGGCCUGCGGAUCGCGCAGGACAUGGGUGCACAUCGUCGGCGCUCGUAUGGGAAAAAGCCGACCAUCGAGGGCGAACUUAUGAAGCGGGCUUUUUGGAUACUCGUCCUUCUGGAUCGCACUCUCUGUUUGAGCCUGGGCAGGCAAUGUUCCCUUGAAGACGAAGACAUGGACGUGGACUUUCCCAUCGAGUGCGAUGACGAAUACUGGAUCGCCGACGACCCAGAAACGGCGUUCAAGCAGCCGGAGGGCAAGCCGUCUACGGUCUCAUGCUUUGUUUCGAGCUUGCGACUCAAGCAAAUCCAAGCUUUUGCGUUGCGGACUCUCUUCUCGACGAAGAAGUCGAAAGUGCUCUCCGGUCGGACGGGCCCUGAAUGGGAACAGCAAACCAUAUCUGAAUUAGAUUCCGCGUUGAAUCAGUGGUUGGACACUGUCCCAGACCAUUUGCGAUGGGACCCCCACAGGGAGAACGCAGUAUACCUCAGACAGUCCUCGAUCUUGUAUCAGUCGUACUACGGAACCCAAAUUAAUGUGCAUCGGCAGUUCAUCCCGCUUCCCCACAAGACCUCCAAACUGUCGUUCCCUUCGCUUGCGAUUUGCACAAAUGCUGCGCGCUCGUUAUUGCACGUCUUGGACACGCAGUACAGGAAGGCGGGGCUUUCGCCGUUCCUUAACGUGGCCGGCUUGUUCAGCGCUGGGAUCGUGUUAUUGUUGAAUAUUUGGGGCGGCAAGUCGUCGGGCGUUGCAAUCAAUCCUGCGAGGGAGCUAGCCGAAGUCCACAGGACCAUGGAAAUCCUGAAAACGCUGUCGCCACGGUGGUACAUCGCAGGCCGUUACUGGGAUGUCUUGCAUGACCUAGCCAAUGUAGGCGACGUGCCGCUCCCAGAGGGCAUCCCGCGCCAUAAGCGCUCGCACGAGGAGAGCUCAAAGGAAGGUGGCACCGCCGCCACCGUCGUUGCAACCCCGUCAGACAGCUCGACGCCGAGCAGCCAGCGCGAGAUCGCGGGCUCACGCCGCGUGUCGCUGCGCCAGACUCCCAUCACGACGGACUCGCCCGCGAGCAGCGACGGGCUCUUCAGCCCGACGUUCGACUUUGCGCUCCCGAUCCACAGCGACGAGCUCGGACGGAUCCCGAUCUUUGCCGGCCAGGGGCACCAGGAGCAGCAGGGACAGGACGGCGUGCCGCUGACGACGAUGGCGGAGCCUGCGUGGGACGGGUUCGACAUGGCGCCGUCCGUGUUUGGUUCGCCCGACCUGGAUGCUGCGGGUCUGACGACGAUGCCUGCGCCGACGGGCGCGGCGGCGCAGUACGUCGAAGCGUUUUCCGCCGCGGCGGGUGUACCUGGAUCGUCGUACGUGCCGGAGGCGUUCCAAGCGUUCGCGGGUAUGUCCCAGGCGGGAUCCGCUGCUAGUGGGCUGGAGACGAGCGUGGGGGCGUUCGAGCUGCCUGUCGGUGGUAAUCGCAACGGGGCAGCUGGAAUUGGGGAUAACACGCUCGCCAUGUGGUCGACGGCGCCCGGUGGAUUCGAGUGGGACGAGUGGGGGAUGUUUAUCUCGAGCAUGAACGAAACGGGGCAGAGUGCUUGAGGAUAACACGUUCCUAGUGGCUAUCUCAUUGCUGUCUGCAUUUUACGAAAAUAUGAUUGCUGUAAUCACUUCACUCCC